This is a messenger RNA of Eptesicus fuscus (big brown bat), 1426 nucleotides long. It is a transcript of the gene FAM81B, whose product is annotated as family with sequence similarity 81 member B. Lineage: Eukaryota; Metazoa; Chordata; Mammalia; Chiroptera; Vespertilionidae. The coding region runs from base 16 to 1254 and encodes 412 amino acids. The transcript is spliced from 10 exons. The record is from RefSeq and is a predicted model, not a curated record.
AGGAAAUCAAGCAUCAUGAGUUCAGAUACAGAUAUAAACAAAAGUGUCUCCCCGACUGCGGAGGAACAGCCAGAUGAACCUGAUGGCCCCCUUCCUGGCUCAGCCAGUGACCAGGAAAACAAAGUAAGAUUAUCUCCAGUCAAAAUGUCAACCAAGAACUCUACAGAUCUAGUUGAAUAUGUUGACAAGGGUCACUCUUUCCUUCCUGUCAUUCCAAACACCCAGAGAAGUCAGAUAGAAGACAAACUGCACAGCCAGGAGUGCACCAUAGCUUUCCUCCUUGAGCAAGCUUUCCGCAUCAAAGAGGACAUCUCUGCUUGUCUUCAGGGGACCCAAGGCUUUCGAAAAGAGGAGCUGCUUGCCAGGAAGUUACUGGAAAACCAUAUCCAGACCAUCACCAGCAUCGUCAAAAAUCUCAGCCAAAACAUUGAGAUUUUAGAAGACCAAAUAAGAGUCCGAGACCAGGCGGCCACAGGGACUAAUUUUGCAGUACAGGAGCUGAACAGCAGACACCUUCAAGGAGUCGGAGACCUUCGAGGAAGAGUAGCCAGAUGUGAUGCCAGCAUUGUGAAGCUUUCUGGAGACAUUCAUUUCAUCAGGCACGAGUACCGGCAAAUUGAAAAUACGAUUCAAGAGCUCAUAUCUUCCCUAGAAAAUGUUUCUAAGAACUUGGAUAUGAAGGUAAUGCAGCUCUUAGGAAAGAUAGAGGCUUCCAAUUCUGAACAAACCUCAAAUUUAAAGAUGGUCCAAGGGGAUUAUCGCCUUGAAAUGAACCUUUUGGAGUUCAAACUGAAUUCACUUUCAAAUAAUCUGUAUGAGGAAGUGGAGAAAAAUCAAAAAAAGACAGAAAGCCAGCUCAUCAAAUACGAGAAAGACCAGCUGGGCCACAUGAACUCGUGUCUGAAGCUCCUGCAGGAGAAACUGGAAAAGUCUGAAAAUAAAAUGGAAGAGAAAUUACUGCAGCUUUCAAGCAAAUUAGAGAAUUUCAUUAACACGCACAAACAUGAUGCAGAACUAAGCAAAGUUAAGCACAUAGAAAACAAACUGAGUAAAAAGAUGAGCCAACUGGAAAAGCACAUCUGGGAUGAAAUAGAGAAAAUGCAGAGUGAAUAUCAAUCAGGAUUUAAAUCAAUUCAUGACUCUCUCAGCUCCCUCCAACAAAUACAGAAAACAAAGAUGGAUUUAGAGAUACAUAAAGUACACAAAGACCUAAAGAAAUUACACCGUAAGAUAGUUGAUCUCCAGGAAGUGUGAAACUUUCCAGUCUUCUUUUUUACCAGCCAAUGGAGUGGUGUGUUGAUAAAAGUUGGGAAGAAGAAAGUUAAUAUCUAAGAUAUUUAUUGCUUCCUCUGUCUCUGUAUUUCUUACCACCUUUUUAAAGGAGAUGAAUGUAUUAAAAAAAAUCCAAUAAAGCAAAGAAGCUUUA